AUGCCUUCUUUAACGGAAUCUGGAGCCUCAACUGCAGCUCAGUUUUUUACUUUACCUUUUCGGCGACGAAGACAGCAGUACACAAUAAGCCAGCCAGAUGAAGUUUACAAUGUGAUAUACCUGGGCAAUGUGCUGACCGUAAUGGCAAAAGGUGAAGGAUGUGUGGAUAAACCUCUCAAUUUAAUAUGGAAGACGUACUGUAGUCGCCAAAGGUCCGAUCUCCAGAUGAAGCUGUCUGUUACGCGAUCUGGUCUCAAAGCUGAAACGAAACAACAAGGCUUGACAGAAUAUUGGGCACAUAGAAUUACGUAUUGUUUGGCUUCUCCUGAUUAUCCUCGGCUGUUCUGUUGGGUUUACAAGCACGAAGGGAAGAGAAUGAAGCCUGAAUUAAGAUGUCAUGCCGUGUUAUGUCGGAAGGUUAAUGAACCAGCAGUAAUGGCAACACAUUUAAGCGAAUAUCUGCAGUCAGCUCUUCGAGAAUACCGUCGAGAAAAAAUCUGCAUGCAGAAUUCAAGGUUAUGUUCAAGUUUAACGGGACAGGUGGCCACUUGUCCGAGAAGAAAGCUUUUGCUACAAACCGGAACUUUGAACUUUCGUCCUCCAGUCAGCCGAUCACGUAGCGCGCCAAGGCUUGGUUCUAUUGAUGAAGGGGACGAAGAAAUUGAAGCUCAACAGGAAGACGAUUUUUCUGAUCUUGAUUCGUUAUGUUACCGUGAUUCUCCCGUUGCUGAUGAUGACUGCGCCUCUAGUAGUGCGGCUAGCACGUCUUCAGCUACAGUAUCGCAUAUUCCAGGUGGGAUGGAGGGUCACUCAUCUACAGCGUCAGAUAGACUUUCGUCACUAAAUUCUUGUCCGACUGCAUCGACAUCUUCUAGCCUAUGUUCAAGUGAUUCUUCAGCUACGGAGACUGAAGAAACCAGUCCAGAUUCUGGGAAUGGCGAGCAUGGUGAAGGUAAACAGAGGGAUGUUUCUGGUAAACGGUCUUCAUAUAAAGAACCAGAUUCAAUAAGUGACGAGUCGGGCUACCACGACAUAUGCUAUUCUGAUGACGACUGCCCUGUCGCCGAAGAUGACUUGGACGAAGACAUGUUAGAAUCACAAGUUACUUCCUUGUAG
Molecule: messenger RNA, 1116 nt
Organism: Enterobius vermicularis (human pinworm)
Lineage: Eukaryota; Metazoa; Nematoda; Chromadorea; Rhabditida; Oxyuridae
Source: the annotation of a GenBank genome assembly